Messenger RNA from Eruca vesicaria subsp. sativa (arugula), 180 nucleotides. The record is from the annotation of a GenBank genome assembly. NCBI's taxonomy places the organism in Eukaryota, Viridiplantae, Streptophyta, Magnoliopsida, Brassicales, Brassicaceae.
AUGGAAGGAAGAGGAAAAGUCAGCAUGAUCAACGGUGGAAAUGGAACUAGGAGAGGUACCAGAGAACACAGUGGCCGUCCGAUACCAAAGAGAGGGCAAGUCAAAGUUGGGAUUUUACUUGGCGUUGCUAGUUCUUUUGCUUCUAUCUUUGGCUCCACGAGAAACUUUCUUGGAUCCUAA